AUGUCGGUGCCAAUAGCAACGAUGUCGGAUCGAGCUCAAGGACAUCGCAGCGGCCGCGGAGGAGGACGCGGCGGUCAUGGUGGCCGUGGAGGCGGCCAUGUUCACGAUAAGCCAAAGAAAGAAGCCAUUCUGAACUUGGCCAAAUAUGUGGACAAGCAAAUUCGCGUCAAAUUCAUGGGCAACCGCGAAGUCGUUGGCACACUUAAAGGCUAUGAUCAACUGAUGAAUCUUGUCAUGGAUGACGUGGAAGAGCUUUUACACGACCCUUCGUCCGGCAGCGUCACAGACGAGCGUCGCACAUUGGGUCUGGCUGUACUUCGUGGCACCAACUUGAUGCUAAUUAGUCCCGUCGAUGGAUUUGAUAUUAUUGAAAACCCCUUUCUCCAGCAGGAUGAAUAA
Molecule: messenger RNA, 399 nt
Organism: Malassezia restricta
Lineage: Eukaryota; Fungi; Basidiomycota; Malasseziomycetes; Malasseziales; Malasseziaceae
Product: U6 snRNA-associated Sm-like protein LSm7
Exons: 4
Coding region: 1-399 (132 amino acids)
Biological process (GO): mRNA splicing, via spliceosome; nuclear-transcribed mRNA catabolic process
Cellular component (GO): spliceosomal tri-snRNP complex; U12-type spliceosomal complex; Lsm1-7-Pat1 complex
Molecular function (GO): RNA binding
Source: RefSeq, a predicted model, not a curated record